AAACCGUGGCACUUGUGGUGCUCACUCACACUGCAUUCUGGCCUUCUUCCAGCUGAUAGCCGUGCCUUCUUUUGGAACUUUCUUGAAAAUCGCCAGCAGAUGCGGGUUCCCAGCUUCUCCCUUUGCUCGUUUUCAUUCGAGACAGCAUGAGUCCUUCUCUGAAUUGUCUCGCUGGCCGUAGGGCGCUUGCCCUUCGCCCGCAGCGGGGCAGCUUACUUGCCACUCUGAAGCAGUGUGCUUUUACCUUUGGUUUGAAAACGACACCUCUAUUGGAAAGUUCAAAACAUACUUUGGCUACAACAAGCCUUCGGGGACUUACCCGCCCACACCCGCUGUCCCUGCAGCACCAUGUCUCGCAGGUUACCGCUGUCGCGCGGUAUGCAUCCGGGCAGGCAUCGGAUCCGCACGACGAGGAGCUACCUAGCACCCCGCCGUUCACCGCAGGCCCUUAUUCUAACCUCACUAUUGGAGUACCCAAGGAAAGCUAUCCUGGUGAAAGAAGGGUCGCAAUCACGCCACAGAACGUGAAACUCUUGCUCAAGAAAGGCUUUUCGCGAAUUCUCAUCGAGCGCGGAGCUGGCAGUGCAGCACAAUUUACAGACGAAGCAUACGAGCAAGUCGGUGCCCAAACUGUUGAUCGCAGGAAUGUCUUCUCGGAGAGUGACAUCUUGCUCAAGGUUCGGGCCCUCAGCAUCAAUGGAAAGGACAGUGAAGUGGAUGCUAUCCGAGAGGGCGCGACUGUCAUCUCCAUGCUCUAUCCAAUGCAGAAUAAGCCGACCGUUGAUCGAAUUGCUUCCCGCAAGGCCACUGCAUUUGCCAUGGACAUGAUCCCGCGAAUCUCACGAGCGCAGGUCUUCGAUGCACUGUCGUCCAUGGCGAACAUUGCUGGUUACAAAGCUGUUUUAGAAGCUUCAAAUCAUUUCGGUCGUUUCUUGACUGGCCAAGUGACUGCUGCUGGAAAGAUCCCCCCAUGUAAGGUUCUAGUAAUCGGCGCUGGUGUCGCAGGCCUCAGCGCGAUCGCUACGGCUCGACGUAUGGGUGCCAUCGUCCGUGGUUUCGACACUCGCUCUGCAGCACGUGAGCAGGUCCAAUCUCUAGGUGCGGAAUUUAUCGAAGUCGACAUUGCCGAAGACGGCUCAGGAGCUGGCGGCUAUGCUAAGGUUAUGUCUAAAGAGUUCAUCGAGGCUGAAAUGAAGCUCUUCUAUGACCAGUGCCGGGAGGUUGAUAUCGUCAUUACCACUGCUCUGAUCCCAGGCAAGCCCGCACCAAAGCUGAUCACAAAGGCUAUGCUCGGCGCGAUGAAACCCGGCUCCGUAAUCGUGGAUCUAGCGGCCGAAGCUGGUGGUAACUGUGAAGCUACUGAGCCUGGACGGCUGGUGGAUUAUAAGAGUGUCUCUGUCAUAGGAUACACCGACCUUCCAUCCCGUUUACCCACCCAGUCGUCAACUCUGUACUCUAACAACGUCACCAAGUUCCUGCUUUCGCUCAUCCCAAAAGAUAAGAAGGAAAAGUACUACGAUGUCGAUCUCACUGACGAAGUCACUCGCGGGGCCAUUGUCACAUACAAUGGCAAAGUCCUUCCUCCCACUCCGCGUCCGGCCCCUCCACCGGUCCAAGCCAAACCUGCACCUUCGCCUGCCGACCAAGUUGCCAACACUGUUGCCCUGACACCGUGGCAGACGCAGUCCCGGCAAGUGGCUAGUGUGACGGCUGGUAUGACUGCUGCACUAACGCUAGGUAAAUUCACGGGCCCACUAUUCAUGUCUAAUGCUUUCACAUUCGCUCUGGCCAGUCUUAUAGGAUACCGAGUGGUCUGGGGCGUUGCACCUGCCUUGCACUCUCCGCUCAUGAGUGUAACGAACGCCAUCUCUGGUAUUAUCGGUGUUGGUGGCUUGUACGCUAUGGGUGGUGGCUAUCUGCCCGAGACCAUCCCGCAAACCCUCGGAGCCUUGUCGGUUCUAUUGGCCUUUGUUAACAUCUCGGGAGGUUUCGUUAUCUCCAAGCGAAUGCUGGAUAUGUUUAGACGACCUACUGAUCCUAAAGAGUACCCAUGGCUUUAUGCAGUCCCCGCAGCUCUCUUUGGUGGCGGUUUCAUCGCAGCAGCUUCCACUGGCAUGGCAGGUCUGGUCCAAGCAGGUUACCUUGUCAGUAGUGUUCUCUGCAUGACCUCGUUGUCAGGACUUGCGUCGCAGACAACAGCUCGUCGCGGUAAUUUCUUGGGUAUACUUGGUGUUUUCUCAGGUUUUCUGGCAUCCCUGGCUGCCGUCGGCUUUUCUUCUGAUGUUCUCACCCAGUUCGCUGGUCUCGCUACGGUGGGUACUGUUGCCGGAUUGAUGAUCGGGCGAAGGAUCACGCCUACGUCGCUGCCUCAGACAGUCGCAGCACUGCAUUCGGUCGUCGGUCUUGCUGCUGUACUCACGAGUAUCGGUAGCGUCCUGGGCCACUCUGGAGAUAUCUCAACUCUUCAUAUGGUUUCCGCCUACCUUGGUGUUCUCAUCGGUGGUGUUACCUUCACCGGAUCGAUUGUCGCCUUCCUCAAGCUAGCCGCAAAGAUGAGCUCGAAACCUCUGGCGCUGCCUGGCCGGCAUCUCAUCAAUAGCACAUUACUGGGGGCGAAUGUAGCAACCAUGGGCGCCUUCUUGACCUACGCACCGGGCGCACCUCUUAUCGGCGCAGCAUGUCUCGUUGGGAACGCAGCUCUAUCCUUUGUCAAAGGCUACACGACUACUGCUGCCAUUGGCGGAGCAGACAUGCCAGUCGUUAUCACCGUCCUGAACGCAUAUUCCGGGUUCGCAUUAGUAGCCGAGGGUUUCAUGUUGGAUAACCCUCUUCUAACAACUGUUGGUGCCCUUAUCGGAGUAUCAGGCUCAAUUCUGUCAUAUAUUAUGUGCAUGGCAAUGAACAGGUCGCUCACCAACGUCCUCUUCGGUGGCAUAGCCCCCACAGUUCAGUCCCAGGCCAAGGUCGAAGGCGAGAUAACCAAGACCACAUCUGAAGAAACAGCUGAAGCUCUCGUCAACGCAGAAAACGUCAUCAUCGUAGUCGGUUACGGCAUGGCCGUGUCGAAAGCACAAUACGCACUCGCCGACUUUGUCAAAAGCCUGCGUGCCAAAGGCAUCAACGUGCGCUUUGCCAUCCACCCAGUCGCAGGUCGCAUGCCAGGACAAUGCAAUGUCCUCCUCGCCGAAGCAUCCGUCCCCUACGACAUUGUCCUCGAGAUGGACGAGAUCAACGACGACUUCCCGGAUACAGAUGUCACCCUCGUUAUCGGCGCAAACGAUACCGUUAAUCCCAUUGCGCUGGAACCUGGUAGUGCUAUUGCGGGCAUGCCGGUGCUGCAUGCGUGGAAGAGCAAGCAGGUUGUUAUUAUGAAGAGGGGUAUGGCGAGUGGAUACGCCGAUGUGCCUAAUCCGAUGUUCUUCAUGGAGAAUACGAAGAUGUUGUUUGGUGACGCUAAUGAGAGCUGCAAUGCUAUCAAACGCGCACUAGAGGAGAAGAUUAAGGGGCUGUAGAUAGGUUUCGCAUGGGGGGGUGAAGUACUUGCAUCGCCGUUCGUGAUCCGUAGACAGUGUUUUGAAAGAGAGUGCCUGCAUAGUCUAUACUUUAGUAGCAAAGAUAGUUUUUCGUGUGGUUCCGCCCGUUCAAAACAGCGUGUCUUUCCUGUUUCCUGCAGGAUCACAAUGGUUCGCAAUGGAUCCAUCUGGCCCACUACGAGAAAUCCGAUGAAGAGCGGGGCAGACACCCCUGUCAGCCACGCGCUGCAACGCGUCCAACGGC
Alternaria rosae is the source of this 3777-nucleotide messenger RNA. Its product is annotated as NAD(P) transhydrogenase mitochondrial precursor. The transcript is spliced from 10 exons. Gene Ontology annotation, molecular function: NAD binding; NADP binding. Gene Ontology annotation, cellular component: mitochondrial inner membrane. Gene Ontology annotation, biological process: NADPH regeneration; proton transmembrane transport. NCBI's taxonomy places the organism in Eukaryota, Fungi, Ascomycota, Dothideomycetes, Pleosporales, Pleosporaceae. The coding region runs from base 147 to 3512 and encodes 1121 amino acids. The record is from RefSeq and is a predicted model, not a curated record.